Carica papaya (papaya) is the source of this 1366-nucleotide messenger RNA. RefSeq names its product zinc finger (C2H2 type, AN1-like) family protein. Lineage: Eukaryota; Viridiplantae; Streptophyta; Magnoliopsida; Brassicales; Caricaceae. Gene Ontology annotation, cellular component: cytoplasm. Gene Ontology annotation, molecular function: zinc ion binding. The record is from RefSeq and is a predicted model, not a curated record.
UAAAACAAGAAAAAAAUGUGGUGAUUUGCAGGGAGGAGACUGGCUUCUCCGACGACGUCCGGAUUUUCGAUUCCGCGGUUUCAUGAAGCUUCAGCUGGAUUCGCGGAAAUCGGAAUCCGAAGUCUCCGGCAUACGUCUCCGGAAUCUCGCAGCAAAAACCCGGGAAUUUAAACCCUAGUUUUUUUAAAAAUUACUUUUUAAGAAGUAUAUUGAAUUUUCUGUUUGUACGAAAGGAAAUUGAUUCCGGAUGGGAACACCAGAAUUUCCAGAUCUAGGUAAACAUUGCUCCGUUGAAGAUUGUAAGCAGAUCGAUUUCCUGCCCUUCAUUUGCGAUCGCUGCCGCCAGGUUUAUUGCUUGGAGCACCGAAGUUACUUUAAGCAUAAUUGUCCAAAAGCUGAUAGAGGAGAUGUUACUGUUGUCAUUUGUCCACUUUGUGCGAAAGGAGUCCGCCUAAAUCCGGAUGAAGACCCUAACAUCACUUGGGAGGCACAUGUUAAUACCGAAUGUGAUCCUUCUAAUUAUGACAAGGUCACAAAGAAGAAAAAAUGCCCUGUUCCUGGCUGCAGGGAGGUUCUAACAUUCUCUAAUACAAUCAAGUGCAGGGACUGCACUUUAGAUCACUGUUUGAAGCAUCGGUUUGGACCUGACCACAAAUGCCCUGGACCUAAGAAACCUGAUGCGGGUUUUGCCUUCAUGUCUCUUCUAAGCAGGAGUAGGAAAGAAGAGUCAAAAACCUACCAAGCUCCUGCCACAUCUUCGUCUAAGUGGACUUCAACCUUUCUGAGUGCAGCGUCAACUGUUCGAGCAUCUGCUGAAGCAAGUAUGGCAAAAUUGAGUAGUGAAAUCAGCCAAAAAUUGCAGAUUGCAAGGGAUGGGGUUGUUCAGGGCAACAACAGCAACGGGAAUGGUGGAGCCGUGAAAAUGGAGACCUGUCCUCAAUGUGGUGCGAAGUUUUUGUCGGUUGCUGCUCUAGUUGACCAUGUUGAGAAAGUCCACGAAAGGAACAGCAAGCAAGGCAGAGCCAAGGUCACCAUUGAUGUUUGUCCCAAGUGCAGCAGAGGGUUUCGCGAUCCGGUGGCUCUUGUGGAGCAUGUUGAAAGGGAUCACGGCGGUACUUCAAUAGCUUGAAAAAGGUUUGUCUGUCUAACAUCUUUGUUGCAGACUCACUCCACCUCGAUUCUUGAUGUUUUCAACUGUAUGAUACAAACACUUAUUGCAGAAAAAUAAAAAAAAAAGAACCAGAAGAAAUCAUUCGUCAUGGCUCUUUUUAUUAAAUUCUUCAUCAAGGAAAAUUGAGUACGAGUCUUGACAAACCUCCUUGUGAAUUACACAGUUGCUUGAAUGAGACUUUCUUUUGGUAGAAAA